AUGGUGAAGCUGUUCUGUGCGCUCGUUGGAGUGAAGGGAAACGCCUUCUCCGUGACGAUCGAUGCGAGCGAGUCUGUGGAUGACUUAAAGAAGGCCAUCAAGAAGGAGAAGGAGAACAAGAUCAAGUGCGAUGCAGAUGAGCUCGAGCUGUUCCUCGCCCGGAAGAGCGACGACAAGUGGCUCGAUGGAAGCGGCGCGGAAGCUGUGACGCUCGAUAAACAUGGACACCGGAAGGCUUUACGCACAUGGAUCCGUUGCUGUGGAUCAAGAACCCGAAGAACUUUUGAGACAACUUUGAGCCAAACGAAGGGGAAAUCCACGUGUUGGUGGUGGUUCCGGAAGGACCAAUUGAUCAUUGAAGUUGCGCCAAUAGGAGAUGGAGAAGCAUUUUGGUCGGAGGAAAGUCAGAUUGAAGCCGACGCCAUUACGAAUAAGGCUGUUUUCGACGCCUUUAUUACUCCGUUUUUCAGCACCAUCUUACACAGCUGUGGUAUGAUCUUCGUCAAUAGCGAGAAAUAUCAAUGGUUGUCUCAGUCCACAGUUGUGACCAAGAAUACAGAUCUCAAACCGUAUGGAUUUGCGACUCACCGCGGUAUGUUUCGUGGCAAGCCAGUACCAAACGAUGGAGUGAAACGUCCGAGUGAAUUUCGGUUUGGAGUAGCAGAGGAAGAAUUGUUUGACUGCCGCAUUCUAUUCGAAAGCAAGCUCACCAUAACUGAAGCUGCGUUUGGACAAUUGGCACGAUAUCUACAUAAUCUUCUCCCCGAGGCACCAGCAAGCGCUAUUCUGUUUGAUCGCCGCUCGUUUUGGUUGAUUAAAAGCCACAAAUCGGUCGUUGUCAAAGCUCAAAUUGCAAAGUGGACCAACAACGGAUCGAAAUCAUUGUUUCAGAACUUCAUUACUGACAACGUAUCUCCGUGGGUGUCGCGCUUGACUCUUGCUUGCUUGUGUUUGGGCGUCGACGUGGUGGUGGGCGAAGCGUUUCUUGGUCGUGGCGCUCAUAGACGCGUGUUUAAGGUCAUUCGACGCGAUGGGAAGGUUUUUGCACUACAAAUUGUGGAGAAAUGUUCCGUGGGACGUCUUUAUCAAGAGAAGAAGGCCUUGACGCGUGCCCAGCAUACAGGCUUGACAAUAAGUCUUGUGGGAGAGCUCAUCGAAACUCCUGAAAGUGCAGCACUAUUGCUGUCUCCAGUUGGGGAACCUCUGCCUCGCCCAAGGACACAACAAGAAGUACGAAGCCUCUUUGAACUGUUAUGGCAGCUUCACGCGAAUGACCUGGUGCAUGGAGAUCCUCGCGUGUCAAACGUGAUUCUUCACGGCGAAAAACGUCUCUGGAUUGAUUUAGUGGAAGUGAUGGAAGCGAGCUCCACUUUGAAGCGAUUUGAUGCUGAAAUUCUCACACGGUCCACCCUCAGCGUUUCUCGGACAAUUGUGCUGGACCCGGCGCUGGUGCAGUUGAUUGACAAGUAUGGCGAAAGAGCUACGAGAGAAAACCUUGAUCGUCUGGCCCAGGCAGUCUGGCAAAAGCUUGGAGUGUCAAAUUAG
Messenger RNA from Phytophthora nicotianae INRA-310, 1545 nucleotides. RefSeq lists its product as hypothetical. NCBI's taxonomy places the organism in Eukaryota, Oomycota, Peronosporomycetes, Peronosporales, Peronosporaceae. The record is from RefSeq and is a predicted model, not a curated record. The transcript has 2 exons. The coding region runs from base 1 to 1545 and encodes 514 amino acids.